Molecule: messenger RNA, 2325 nt
Organism: Spinacia oleracea (spinach)
Lineage: Eukaryota; Viridiplantae; Streptophyta; Magnoliopsida; Caryophyllales; Amaranthaceae
Product: F-box/LRR-repeat protein 10
Exons: 4
Coding region: 175-2115 (646 amino acids)
Biological process (GO): SCF-dependent proteasomal ubiquitin-dependent protein catabolic process
Cellular component (GO): SCF ubiquitin ligase complex
Molecular function (GO): protein binding
Source: RefSeq, a predicted model, not a curated record
GUCCAAAUCCAACCACGUCAAUAGAAAAAAAUGAAACACAGUACAUUACUUUUCUUUUUUCCUCCCCUGCAAGUUGCAAAUUAACAAUUCACGUUUAAUUGAAUCUUGAUUCUUGUACACAAACUGCAAUCAAAUCUUCAAAUUCCAUCAUUUUCUAGAUCCCAAAAUAGAGAGAUGGAGAGUAAGGAAAAAGGAGAAGGAGAAGAAGGAGAAAUAAUGGGGUUGGAUGAACUGCCAUCAGCUUUGCUUGCAACGAUAAUAGCAAAGUUAGACAUGGCGUCAAUCUGUUCCGUCGCUUCAACUUGCCGCACCUUCAAUUCCUGCGCUUCUCACAUCCUCACUUUCCUCCCUAUUGUUCACCUCAUUGAUGUUGCACCAUCAAUGGAUUUGUUGGCUCCCUUACUUCCACCAAACCCGUAUCUCACAAGCCUGAAAGUUGAUUGUUGUCGGCUUGAUGACUCUGCGAUUUCUCACCUCAUUCGUCCUUCUUUGCACGAGCUUUUUCUUCACAAUUGUGGUGAUUUUAGUGGUAAAUUGCUCUCUGAGAUUGGUUCUCAAUGUCGUGAUAUCAGGUCUCUCUACCUAGGGUGUGUGGGCGACAAAAGAGGUCGUGCAAUUCAUAUUUCUGAUCUGGAGGAGUUACUCAGAGGUUGCAGUGAACUGGAAACACUCAAUCUGAUGUUUGAUGUCUCAACAUUUCUUCGGCAUAAUUUUGCCCGGGCAUGGACAUUGGCUUCUGAUAAAUUAACUUCUCUAGAAAUCGGUUAUAUCUCAUCAGUGAUGGUGACAGAAUUGCUCAGCCCAACUCCUGGGCCUAGUCAGUUCCUGCAACAAGAGCAGCCACCUAUACUACCAAAUCUGCAGAAGUUGUGCCUUUCUGUAGAUUAUAUCACUGAUACUAUGAUCAAUACAAUAUCCCAGAAUCUCACAUCAUUGACUCAUUUGGAUCUUCGAGAUGCACCUAUCAUUGAACCAAGGGUGACUUUUGACCUCACCAACAACGGUCUACAGAAGAUCAACCAAAAUGGAAAGUUGAAACAUCUUUCACUGGUACGUAGCCAAGAGUUCCUCAUAACUUAUUUUCGCCGGGUCAAUGAUCUAGGUAUUCUCUUAAUGGCUGAUCUAUGUGCAAGUAUGGAAAGUAUAUCUCUUGGUGGGUUUUGCCGUGUUACAGAUACAGGUUUCAGAGCCAUUAUCCAUUCAUGCACUAACCUUUACAAGAUUAAAAUAUCACACGGGACCCAACUCACUGAUCUGGUUUUUCUCGACAUCUCAGCGACUCCCCUUUCAUUAACACAUGUUGGUCUAAGAUGGUGUAAUCUGUUGACCAAUCUAGCAAUUACACACUUGGCAUCAAAUCUGGAUCUUACUGUGCUUGACCUGAGAGAUUGCAGAAGCCUAGGGGAUGACACCCUGAUAGCAAUCAGCAGUCUUCCUAAAUUGAAGUCAUUACUUGUCGAUGGAUCUGAUAUAAGUGAUACUGGAAUCUCACAUCUGAGGGAAAGGGCAGCUAGUUCACUAGUGUCUCUCUCUGUUAGAGGCUGCAAGAGACUUACAGAUAAAUGUAUCACAGCCUUAUUCAGCAGCACUUCAAAACCCGUAUUGCAAGAAUUGGACUUGUCAAAUCUCCCUAAUCUUAGUGACAAUGGAGUUCUACUGUUGGCGAAAAGCCGAGUUCCAAUUUGUGAACUCCGUAUGAGACAAUGUCCUCUGAUUGGUGACACUUCUGUAAUGGCAUUGGCCUCAAUGCAAGUUGAUGAUGAAAGAUGGCACGGGAACUGCCUGCGUUUGCUGGAUCUCUAUAAUUGUGGUCGCAUAACUGCACUCUCAUUCCGUUGGCUGAAGAAGCCAUACUUUCCGAGGCUAAAAUGGUUGGGGGUUACUGGAAGUGUGAAUAGGGAUAUGAUGGAUGCAUUAGCUAGGAGUAGGCCUUAUCUACAUGUUGCUGGUCGUGGUGAGGAGCUAGGAACGGGACAAUGGGACCAUGCAGAUGGAUUUUACAUCCAUGACUAUGAAGAAAUGGAUGAACUUGAAAGAUACAUCUUGGAGGGUGAUGAUGUAGUAAGCGAUGAAGAAAUGGCAGAAGCUGAAGAUAAUGAAGAAUUUGAGGAUUGAACUGCCCAGAAAUAUUCCUUGUAAGCCUAUGUCUUUGUUGUAAUUUUGAUAUUUUUCUUGUAUUUUUUUGUUAAUUUUUGUUGCACGGGUUGCAGCAAGUUGUGUCCAAUUUGUACCAUGAUGAUUCCUGUAAUCCUAUGUGAGCUGACAAAUAAAAAAAAAUGUAGCUGAAUAUCUGAAAUACUUGGAACAGUUAUAUUUUCUUUUUAA